Messenger RNA from Ceutorhynchus assimilis (cabbage seed weevil), 583 nucleotides. The record is from the annotation of a GenBank genome assembly. NCBI's taxonomy places the organism in Eukaryota, Metazoa, Arthropoda, Insecta, Coleoptera, Curculionidae.
AUUUAAUUAAAGCCUCCUUAUUUCAAUAACCUUAAAAAAUCAGCUGCUUUAUGCAUACACUACACACAAAAAAAAUUUAAAAUUGGGUAAAUGAAAAUCAUUUUCAAAGUCGUUUUUAAUGUUAAUUAUAAACAGUAGGUACCUUAUAUUCUCCACUAUUUUACUGGGACUAUCCAGAAGAACAUUUUCCAUUUCUGCCAACAUGUCCCAAUACUCAGCUGUCUAUGUAACUACCCCAAAUGAAGAAGUUGCCAAAAAGAUCGCCCAUGGAUUGGUCCAAGGUAAACUGGCAGCCUGUGCCAACAUAAUACCAAAAAUAACUUCAAUAUACGAGUGGGAAAAUAAAAUCAACGAAGACUCAGAAGCUUUGAUGAUGAUCAAGACUCGUACAUCUAAAGUGGACGAGUUAACUGAUUUCGUAAAGGCCAAUCAUCCCUAUCAAGUUUGUGAAGUUAUAGCUGUGCCUAUUUUUAAAGGGAAUGAAGCUUAUUUGAAGUGGAUAGGCGAAGUUGUUCCAGAAAAAUAAAAUGUUUUUGUAUUUAUGUAUCAUUUAUCAAAUAAAAUAGUCUUUAAGCAAGAGUUU